AUGGCCGAGGUUAACAGUACAUACGUAUCAAUUUUGAAUAGGUAUCGUGUACAGAUUUCUGAGACUGCAAACUACCGCAAGCAUCUGAAAAAGCUACUUAGUGAACGCCUUCCGAGUGUGCAGUUUGUUAAAUCCCUGUGCAAAAAUGAGCCAGAUAGGAUCGUUCUUCCAAGAGCAGUUAGCAAAGGAAUAGAACUUCGGUGCUCGCUAAUGGAUAACAGCGAAACGAUUGGUCGCUUGAAGAACAUAGCAGACAUUCUACAUAAAGAGAUGAUUCAACACAGAAAAAUUGGUCGUUCAACAGCAAUUUUGAAGAAUUCCAGAACCCUCCACUCCUUCUGUUUUUUCUCAGUCAUCUCCUCUUUAGUCGCCAUGUUCUCAAAGCUUCAGGAAUUCGCAAUGAAGAGAUGGAUAAAACUGUUGAUGUUGCUUGCCAGUUUCUUAUCCAGAAUUCUCGAAGCGAUCGCCAGGUGAAACAUUGGCCAAAGAAAAGCUCUGGUUUUCUGCAGACUGUUCAGACACCCCUCUCGCCGGUUUUCACUCCGGUUUUCUGCAGACUGUUCAGACACCGACACUGCCUCUUGUCAUUCAUUCUAGGGUACGUGACAAGAGCCUUAUCGACAACCUAUCAGAGGUGUACAUUGGGAGUGACUACAAGAAGAUACUCGAACUCGAAAAGCAUGUUGAGCAAAGCGUUCUGCAGCGGAUGAAAGAGACUGGUGGAUUUUGUCAAGAAAGGAGUUAACAUCUGGUUCGCAGUAGAUAACAUUGAUCUCUUGGAAGACACGCCAACUGGCCAGAAUACGUUCCACGGCACAGUGAUCGUACUCAAUCAGCAGGCAGAAGAUGGAGAACCUGUCAACCCACCGCUUGUUCUCCCAGACAAGCUCCUCUCACCGGCACCAGUGUUUCACAUCAAUUAUCUGCAAGAGCAAAUAAUCAAAACUAAGCAUAUGAUGUCUGCUUGUUUGGUAAGUGAAAGAAUCUAAUUUCUAAUGACUUCCAUCACACUUGGGCGCUUGCUAACUAUUUUGGUACUGAUGACGACGACGAUGAAACCCCGGAGAGCCGACAUGUGGAGAAUGAAGAGGAACAGGUGAAUGAAGAGGAACAGCAGAUAAUUGAAGAUCAAGAAGGUGAAGUCGAUAGGGAAACGGCAAGAAAUUUAAGUGACUCUAUUCUCUCUGUGAAGGAGCCAAUCCGUAAGAGCAAGAAGUUAGCAAAGGAAGUUAUGCCAACUUGGGCUGCUACUAAAUCUCUGCUGCUAUCACAUACCUCCCCAAAAUGUGUCGUGACCAAUUCAGAAGUAAUUUCUCCACUUUUCAAGACCUCUCCCACAGAUUAUACAACCCUGCACACCGUACUGAUGUUGACACAGGGAAUAUCUGCUUGGGUUGGUCCUGAGAGAAAAACUCUGAUAACACUUGACCUAGACCUUUACAACCGUGCCCUCCAGAUUCAGCAGACAGUGGGUAACACUAACUGGAUCCUUCGAGCAGGCAUUCUUCACAUUGUGUUCGCUGCACUACAUGCCCUUGGUAAAACGAUCUACGGUAGUGGCAUCGACACCUGUGCUAUCAAAUGUGGCAUAUACACAUCUGCAGCUCUUCAUGGGAUAUACCGUGGCAAGGCAUACAAACGAAGUGUUGAGUACCACAUUACAACCAGCUUGGCAAUCAUGAUGAUGAGGUUUGACACAAUUUUUUCGGCACCAUCUAACUGAAAAUCUCUGUGUCCAAUGUGGUGUGUUCAAGACAGCUCUCCACGAACGCAGUCCAGAAAUGAUAGAGAUCUACGACAACAUACAGUCAUGGUACUCAGCAAAUAUAAAACCACAUGAAGAUAAAGAAGACAACGGAGAUUUUGCUCAGUUUCUCAUGCAGUACCUUGAGCAGGUGAACAGUCUCUUACACAUUAUCAAUGCUUGCCGCUCAGGUGAUUGGGAAGGUUACUUGGCUGUGUUAGAAAAUGUCAUCAAGUAA
Molecule: messenger RNA, 1982 nt
Organism: Paramuricea clavata
Lineage: Eukaryota; Metazoa; Cnidaria; Anthozoa; Malacalcyonacea; Plexauridae
Source: the annotation of a GenBank genome assembly